AGUAGUGCAGCAGCAGAGAGAAGCAGGUAAAGGGAGACAGUCACCUACCGGACACACAUCACCCUCCCGUUCUUCAAAACACAGGGAGGAAAUGCUUCUUUCUUUGGGUUUGACAUAAAAUACAACCUCCGGGGAGCCAGUACAAGAUUAAAAUGGCCCCAAAUUCCAUCCACUGGUUCCGUAAGGGCCUCCGUCUCCAUGACAACCCAGCACUACAGGAGGCAGUCAGAGGAGCAGGCACAGUGCGCUGUGUUUACUUCCUGGACCCUUGGUUUGCAGGCUCGUCCAAUGUCGGAGUCAACAGGUGGAGGUUUCUCCUUCAGUGUUUGGAGGAUCUAGACGCCAACCUUCGGAAGCUCAACUCCCGCCUUUUUGUCAUCAGGGGCCAACCAGCCAACGUGUUCCCGCGGCUCUUUAAGGAGUGGAAGAUCUCUCGCCUGACCUUUGAGUAUGACUCAGAGCCUUUUGGGAAGGAGAGAGACGCUGCCAUCAAGAAGCUGGCCAUGGAGGCAGGAGUGGAGGUCAUCGUCAAGAUAUCACACACCCUCUACGACCUGGACAAGAUCAUCGAGCUGAAUGGCGGGCAGCCUCCUCUCACCUACAAGCGUUUCCAGACUCUCAUCAGUCGACUGGAUCCUCCUGAGAUGCCCGUGGAGACGCUCUCAGACACCCUGAUGGGUCGCUGUGUCACCCCCAUCUCUGAGGACCAUGGAGACAAGUACGGGGUUCCGUCCCUGGAGGAGCUGGGCUUUGACACUGAGGGCCUGCCUACAGCCGUGUGGCCGGGAGGAGAGACCGAGGCGCUGACCAGGAUAGAGCGCCAUCUGGAGAGGAAGGCGUGGGUGGCUAACUUUGAGCGUCCUAGGAUGAAUGCCAACUCGCUGCUGGCCAGCCCAACAGGCCUCAGCCCAUAUCUGCGAUUCGGCUGCCUCUCCUGUCGCCUUUUCUACUUCAAGCUCACUGACCUCUACCGCAAGGUGAAAAAGAACAGCUCUCCUCCACUCUCCCUGUACGGCCAAUUACUGUGGCGGGAGUUCUUCUACACCACGGCGACCAACAACCCGCGCUUCGACAAGAUGGAGGGCAACCCCAUCUGCGUCCGCAUCCCCUGGGACAAAAAUCCCGAAGCACUUGCCAAGUGGGCCGAGGCGAAGACGGGUUUUCCCUGGAUAGACGCCAUCAUGACUCAGCUGAGGCAGGAGGGCUGGAUCCAUCACCUGGCCAGGCACGCGGUGGCGUGCUUCCUCACUCGGGGCGACCUGUGGAUCAGCUGGGAGGAAGGGAUGAAGGUCUUUGAGGAGCUGCUUCUGGACGCAGACUGGAGCGUGAACGCAGGCAGCUGGAUGUGGCUGUCCUGCAGUUCAUUUUUCCAGCAGUUUUUCCACUGCUACUGCCCCGUGGGCUUUGGCAGACGCACCGACCCCAACGGGGACUUCAUUAGACGUUACUUACCUGUCCUCCGAGGUUUCCCUGCUAAGUACAUCUACGACCCGUGGAACGCUCCGGAGUCGGUGCAGGCAGCCGCCAAGUGCAUCAUCGGCGUCCAUUACCCGAAGCCCAUGGUGCACCACGCAGAGGCAAGCCGGCUCAACAUCGAGAGGAUGAAGCAGAUCUACCAGCAACUUAGCCGAUACAGGGGACUGGGCCUGCUGGCAUCAGUGCCGUCCACCAAUGGGAAUGGGAACGGAGGAAUGAUGGCCUACUCUCCCGGAGAGCAGCAGCCAGGGACCAACAGCAACUCACACUUGCCUGGAGUGUCGGGGAGCUCCGUUGCAACAGGUAAUGGCAGCGGGAGCAUCUUACUCAACUUUGAUAAUGAAGAACAACAGCAACAGCGACUGCAGCCGCACCCACAACAACAGCAGCAGCAGCAACAGCAUGGAUACCACUCAGUGCCAGAAGCCAGCCAGACCAUCACCAGCAGCCGACUCUACCACGAGUUUGCUGUGCCUCAACACCCAGGACUCCUCCUGCACACCAGAGGAGGCAUCACAGGAAAGCGGGAGCGCGAGUCGGAACGAGACGGGUCGGGGGAGAAAGACCCGGCGUCCUGCUCCGUGCACAAGAUGCAGAGGCAGAGUACAGAGACCACCUAAAGCAGGCGGUGAUGAGACUGUCUGGAUCCACAUUAGAGUCACCAUCCGGCCAGCGGAGAAAGGAAAUCCCAACGUCGCCACCUGUCCUCCAAACACACGCAGACAUGACUGCCUCCUCCUCACACACAGUGCAUCGAACACUGCUGUCUGUCUUUACGGUCAGAAAUCCCCCCCCAGGGUGCAAACACCAAGGUGAAAAUGUGAUUUCUGACACGGUCUGUAAAAGGGCUUUUUCGUCAUAGAGUCCACUGACCUCUGACCUCGUGCAGUUGUGUACAGACAGGUGCGACGACCGCAGAGGAAUGUGCAAAGAAACAAAACGCCUCAAACUUACAGCUCAACAUAUUAUUUGUAAAAAUAAUUAAAUACAUUAAAAAACACGUUAUUGUCUUAAAACCGCUGCCACCAGCCAGUAUAUACUGUGUGAACUCUGAAGCAGCUAUAAAUGUAAGUAACGGAAUAUUUAAUCUUUUUACAGCUGCAAGUUCAUCAGUCACUUUGUCUGCUCUUGCACACACUGAUGUGAAACCAAGUAUUUCAGGGUUUACAGAGAGUAUUUUGUACUUUUACUACAGCUUUGUAGUACGUACAUCCUGACACAGGGCUGGGCUGUAUGGAGAAAAUCAAAUAUCACGACCCACCUCCAUAUUGUGACAAUAUUGUAGAGUUGACUAUUGGUGCUUUGACAAAAUAUUACAAAAUGAGAUUUUUUUUUUUUUUGUAAAAAAAUCAAUGUGGAUAUAAUAACUUAGGGCUCGUUUAUUCUCCCGGAUCAAAAUAGAUAGAUCCGUUCAAAACGUUGUAAAUGUCACUGCCCCUAUACUUCUGUGUGUCCUUUAUGUUGGCAUAGAUACAGCCAGCAGGUGGCACUAGAGGGCGGAGUCAGAAGUUUCAGACGGCAACGAACAAGACAACAGUGGAGGAGGUUGUUAUCAUGUGCCUUUUAACAGAGGCAUCGUUGUAGACACAUUGUUGUAAAUACAUCAUGACACGUGGACGGAAAAUUCUUUUGACUAUAUCACUAAUUUGUUUUUAAAUGUCUUCGUCGCCUCCUACGGUCGCAUCUCAUUUGCACAAUGCUACACUGCCUCUACGAUCUCUAGUGGUACUGCUUCGUUUCAUCCGUACCUAUAAGCUUUAAGACAACAUGAACACAUUCGUGUCCCUAUACGUAUUUAACGUUGAGCAUAAAUGAGCCCUGAGUAAAAGCAGGAAAUGACAUCACUUUGCUGUAUUGCAGCCUUUAAACCAGGAAAAGACAACACUCAAAGAUAUCCAGAAUCUAACACGAUAUCUAGUCUCAUAUCACGAUAUUGAUAUACUUUUGAUAUAUUGCUCAGCCCGACCCUGAUGUGCUACAUCCCAUAGAGCUCACCAGGAGCACAGCGUCACCUUCACACAUGCCGACACGUCUGUGUCACUCCAGGAAUAUUUUUGGUCACAAAUAACAUUGUUUAUACUCAUAUUUAAUGUUUAUCUUUCUCAUGUUUUGAAAUGGCUUUUCCCAGAAAUACGUAGCCAUCCCAUAAUGAAGGACAGGGGUUUUAAACUGUAUUUAAACUGUUAAGUCUGGGAAAAUGACGUAAGAGUACAUGUGUAGUCACAGUAACAGCCUAAAAUGUCAUUUCAUAGACUGUUUGGGGAAUAUUAGUAAUUUAAUAACAGAGUGUCUAUUUGCACCUGGGUGAGAAAAGUCACACUGCAGCUAUUUGGCUAUUUACACCCGUCCCUAUGACGCGUUAUGAUGGAUCCUACUGCGUGCUGUGACUGGCCAGUACCCGUCGAGGCUGGAAACGGUUAGAGCAAAGAGGUCGUGGUUAGUGCAAGUACUAACCAGUCUUGGAUAUUCUUUGAGAAAGUGUAAAUGUACCUGACGGUCAGGUGAUGUAAUAUAAAGAGCAACACAAUCCAUAGAGGGAGUAAGAGGUGGUGCAUGAAUGGGUCAAGCACAGGACUUUCACACACGAGACUGGGCUUCGAGCUUUGUGUUAGUAGACAUUAUUUUUAGACUUAGCUUACUUAUUAUUUUCCGUGUUUAGGAUGUAUAAAGCUGCUGAUUGCACGCUGUGUACAUACACUUUAGCAGAAUAGCUGACCAGCUUGUAUAUAUUUUGUCAUAUUUUGACGCUGCUUGGCCGUCCAGGAAUACACACCCGCGUGUAAAUAGCAUUGUUGGCUACAAACACCUUGGUGCUAAUAGCAUCUGCCAAUUAAAAAUUAGUAUUCAGUAGAGUGAUUCCUCAGCUUCUGUGUCAAGAGUUUGCAUGUCAGGUUCUUCAGGCGCUCGAGGUCCAGCUGGUGAGUUAGCGUGACAUGCUUUAGCACCAAUGCGACAAUUCACAGGUAAUUCUAUGGGAACAUCCACUGCUGCCUGGUUAGCACGUGUGCUCACUUGAUUCGUAUCGGCAGCUAAAAACAAGGACACGUAUGUCGGGUUUUUUUUCCCCAGGCGGUAUUUAAAGACGUUGAGUGCGUGCAUCUCAAGGAUAUCAAGGAUAACAAAAAACAUGUUUACAGUGUGUCGCUGUAGAUUAGCUAGGAGACUUUUUGUCGUCUCACUCUGGCUGCAAAAAUGCCUUUAGACUGUGGCAUUAUGGGCACAAGAGUUCUUGCGUAGCUUUAUUUGUAGUUCAUCGUGGCGUUGCGUCUGUGAGGUCAUCAGAGGAGGACAUGUAGCUCAGAUCUUCAGAAGUAAAACUUUUCUGUAACGUAAAAGUAUCUUGCUUUCUGUUCAGGUUAAGAGUGUUGGGUACUUUACACAUGAUUCAUGAUUCACAUUAACAUGAGUGAAACAUGAGCAGGCUCAGUUGUUUUUCUUUUGUAAUUUGAUGAACAUCUUUAGUGUUGUUUUGUUGUCCUGGCAUUGUGUCCCACAUUAUUCAUCAUGUUCAGACCGUCUCUGCAGUUUCACAGCAAUUUGUUUCAGACUUUUUUUUUACGUUCCGCUCACAGCUGUCGACCAUCAGAGCCUGGACGAUCCUUCUACAAUAUGUUUAAUUUGUCUUUGCCCUUCAAGAGUCAGUCACAUUUUCACCUCUGUGUUUCCCCCUGCAGAGUCAUAGUUUCUGAAAGAUUCUGCCUGUAGACAAUAAAACAAAUAACUUCGGAGUAUCUCUGAGGCACUCUGUGCUGUUUUGACCUUUUUGUUUUUUUGUUGCUGUUGUUUCUGUGCAACAUGUUCAACAACCAAAAACACGUUGCGGUUCAUUUGGGAGAGGAUGUGGAGGUCAACUUCAGUCAGAUAUAAUGAGGACACAGACGGUGUGGUGCAGACUCCUCUCAGAGGUGUCACAUUUUUCUAAGAUUUCUUAUAAAAACCAAAAACUUGCUAAACAAAAAGGAAGGAGAAAAAAAAUAAGUUGAGUUGACACAGUAAAAGACAGGCGAUCCAAAUGAGCCUAAUUCUGUCAGUGAAACAGAAACCAACAUUCCUGAGAAACAAGUCAACCCUCCCGAUGAAGGAUUUCUACUACUGCACAGGGAGUUCAACAUUAUUUACAGUAUGUACGGCUACUUGGGACAUUUUGCGACCCGAGUGAGUUUCACAAUCUGAUACAUGGGUUGAUUGUAAACACAUGAGAAGGGUCGCAAAAUGUCCGCUGUAGAGUUCACUGUGGGAGGAUUGUGUAACCGCAUUGGAAAGAUGGAAGUUGAUGUCUUAUUUAGGUUUCAUCCGCCCUCCACUAUCACCUUUACACCUGGUGACAAGAAUGCAGUCGAAUUGAACCAGAGAAUGUAUGAUUUCCCCUGUAAUAUAGACCCCCGCCCUGCGCACACACACACACACACACACACACACACACACACACA
This is a messenger RNA of Epinephelus fuscoguttatus (brown-marbled grouper), 5906 nucleotides long. Its product is annotated as cryptochrome-1-like. Lineage: Eukaryota; Metazoa; Chordata; Actinopteri; Perciformes; Serranidae. The transcript is spliced from 15 exons. Gene Ontology annotation, cellular component: nucleus; cytoplasm. Gene Ontology annotation, molecular function: DNA binding; FAD binding. The record is from RefSeq and is a predicted model, not a curated record. Gene Ontology annotation, biological process: negative regulation of DNA-templated transcription; circadian regulation of gene expression; entrainment of circadian clock by photoperiod. The coding region runs from base 153 to 2096 and encodes 647 amino acids.